AUGGAAGACUUUGAAGAGAACAAUUACAGUAUAAGCUAUUCUUCUAUAGACAAUAAUGAAAUAGACGAUUUAUCUGUGAAUUCUUCUUGUAUUAAUAAUGAUACUAUGGAAGUAAAUAAAACCGGUGAACCAUUACAACCAUGUACUAGAUCAACAUUAAGUCUUAGAAAACAUUUCACCAAACAUAUAGAAAAGGUACCUGAACUGGAUAAAGAAAAGAAGAAGCCGAAUGUUUCUGUUAUCGACAUGCUUCAAAAUCAACAAACUGUUAAUAAUCGUCCUAGUGAACCUUUUGAUUUAAACAUUUUUAAAGAUCUUAUCAAAUGUUGGAUUGUUAAACGCAAUCGACUAUUCAGCAUUGUUGAAGAUAAUAAACUCAAGGAAAUAUUUGCAUAUUUAGAACCUCAGGCAAAUGCGCCCUCUGCAGAUUCUAUAAAAAGAUAUGUUAUGAAUGACUUUGAAGAAAAAUGUCACAAGCUUAUGUCGAUGGGAAUCAUACCAAAGCUUAUGGCUAUUACGCAUAAUAAUGCUGCCUCUAAUAUUAAAUUCAUACAAGAUCUUUCUAAUUUUUUAGAGCAGUUGGGUCUUUAUUUUGAUUAUAGACAACAAUCUAUAAGAUGUUUCACACAUAUUUUAAAUCUUGCUGUUCAUAGUUUAUUAAGUGUUGCAGGAAAUGAACUGAAUAAAUUAUGA
Molecule: messenger RNA, 693 nt
Organism: Cetraspora pellucida
Lineage: Eukaryota; Fungi; Glomeromycota; Glomeromycetes; Diversisporales; Gigasporaceae
Source: the annotation of a GenBank genome assembly